This is a messenger RNA of Mesitornis unicolor (brown roatelo), 884 nucleotides long. It is a transcript of the gene SIPA1L1, whose product is annotated as signal-induced proliferation-associated 1 like 1. Lineage: Eukaryota; Metazoa; Chordata; Aves; Mesitornithiformes; Mesitornithidae. The transcript is spliced from 4 exons. The record is from RefSeq and is a predicted model, not a curated record. The annotation marks the transcript as partial.
AUGUUGCUGUUGGCUGUUGCUGGUCUGACUGGUGCGGUUGUUCCCAACAGGCUGUCUCCCGGUUCCGAUGUCUACGUCACCGUUUCCUCCAUUGCCUUAGCAAGAUCGCAACAGUGUCGUAACUCUCCGAGCAGCUUAUCAUCCUCGAGUGAGACUGGCUCUGCUGGGGGCACAUACAGGCAAAAAUCAAUGCCAGAAGGGUUUGGAAUUAGCCGUAGAUCCCCUGCUUCCAUUGACAGGCAGAACACGCAAUCAGACACGGGUGGUAGCGGCAAAUCCACACCCAGCUGGCAAAGAAGUGAGGAUAGUAUUGCUGACCAGAUGGAACCAACGUGCCACCUCCCAGCAGUGUCUAAAGUACUGCCGUCCUUCAGAGAAAGCCCCAGUGGAAGACUGAUGAGGCAGGAUCCUGUGGUUCACUUGUCUCCGAAUAAGCAGGGUCAUUCUGACAGCCACUACUCCAGCCAUUCCAGCAGCAAUACUCUCUCCAGCAAUGCCUCCAGUGCUCACAGCGAUGAGAAGUGGUAUGACAGCGGAGAGCGCACCGAGUCGGAGCUGAACAGCUACAACUACCUUCAGGGGACAUCAGCUGAUAGCGGCAUAGAUACCACCUCCUACGGGCCGAGCCACGGCAGCACCGCCUCCCUGGGGGCAGCAACGUCUCCCCGCACGGGGCUGACGAAGGAGAAGGUGGCACCGCUGUGGCACAGCUCCAGCGAAGUGGUGUCCAUUGCGGACAGGACAUUGGAGAAGGAGAGCCACAUGGACCGAAAGACCGAGUCUUCACUGAGCCUGGACAUUCACAGCAAGAGUCAACCAGCCUCCAAUCCUCUGACGAGGGAGAACAGCGCUUACAGUCUUAGCGAUGCUGUCUCACAUACAAG